AUGGGAUUUGAGAAGGCCGGAGCUGAAAGAAAGCUGCAACUACAAGAAUUAGAGAACCUUCGCGUAAAAGCAAAUGAUAACUCCAGGCUAUACAAAGAGAAGAUGAAGGUUGUGCAUGACAAGCACAUCAAAAGGAGAGAGUUCAGACCUGGGGAAUUAGUUCUCCUUUACAACUCCAGACUGAGGCUCAUGUCAAGCAAGCUGAGAUCAAGAUGGGAAGUUCUCUAUAGAGUAGAGAAGGCAGAGCCAUACGGAGUCUUUCACCUGAGUCGUCCUUCAAGCUCCAAAUUCAUCAAGGUCAAUGGACAUCGCUUAAAGAUGUACCAUGGUGAGAAGAUGAAGAACAACAAGGAGCUAGAGAUCUUUCUCUUGGAGAUCCACCAACAGCAGAAAACUGAGCUGGUGGACCGUCCAACUUAA
Messenger RNA from Arachis stenosperma, 420 nucleotides. RefSeq lists its product as uncharacterized. The record is from RefSeq and is a predicted model, not a curated record. NCBI's taxonomy places the organism in Eukaryota, Viridiplantae, Streptophyta, Magnoliopsida, Fabales, Fabaceae. The coding region runs from base 1 to 420 and encodes 139 amino acids. The transcript has a single exon.